UAAAGAAUGAGGGUGCUGUCAGUUGGCUGUGUCUUGGGUUUGUGUGUGUAGGAGACGCAGGACAUGUGCGGUAUUAGGAUGUUAUUCUCAGCUGCCUCCUUGCUGCUAAGCACCGGCCCAGUCUCCUGAAGGAUUAAGAGGCUCGCAACACAGACACUUUCAGGCUGGAGUGGACCAGAGCACAGCCAUCCAGAGCCCCCAGCUCAACACGAACUGAUAUUCUCUGAAAGCCCAGCGACACAGAUGUAGACUGGAGAGGGGAAGACGGGGGGGCUGCACCGCAAGUCUUUCUGAAGGGAGAAAAGGAGAGAGAGGAGCGCAGACUCACUAUUCUGCAGCGUGAAGGGAUGUGAUAAAACCAGCACAUCUGACUGAAUCCAUACAAAAGGGAGAAAAAAGGACUGGAGGACGAGGGCGAGCAUGGGGCACCUCUUGGCUACCUUGUUCACUGUGAUGAGGAACUUCACAGAGAGUAACUUCCAACCCUCGGCAAUGUUUGAGCUCUCAGAAUCUACUGACACUGAGGGUGUCAGCACCGACAGCACCUUGGGGACCUCAGUCACCACAUGUAAGAAGGUGCUGUGUAAUAACAGUCUGCUGGAUUCCACAGAAUACUGGCUUCAUAAUGAUAAAGUCCUCAGCAGGAUCAGUUUUCUCGAUGACAAAAGUGAAAACAGUUGCACCAUGAUCUGCUUUGUAAAUUUGGACCGGCACAGAGUGGAUAAACAUGAUGACAGCUGCAUCAAGAAACUGGCCUCUGUGUCUCCAAACUUGCCCAAACUCAUUGAUUCCCUCAGUGUAAACCAGCCAAAGGAGAAUGAAAUCCUUCUUCUCAGUGGACUGGAAUCUCCCAGCUCUGGCUCGCUGGACCCUGUUUACCACCAGAACCCAUGUGUAGGGAUUUGUCUGGUCCAGCAUGGGGGAAGACAGCAAAGUCCUCAGCCUAGUAGCAUUGUCUUUGAAGUUAAUAAAUUCCUGAUUGGCUUGGAGAGCCAGGAGAAACAGCCCCACAGCCAACUGGCAGGUCAACGUGUUGAGGAUGACACCAAUCGCUCCCUGUCCUCCAUCGAGGAUGACUUCCUGACAGCGUCAGAGUACUUUGACAGUGAAGAAGACGCAGUCCGAAAUGAUGCAGAGAGUGCUGAUGCUGCAGAGGCCUUUCCCCCUGAGGAGCGUGGAAACAGGCUAAGGGGUCACAGAAGACGUCUAAGUGAACAUGAGAGAAGUGAGGACUCAGAGGUGACCAUUCGUGCCUCUUCUCCGAUGAUUGACAGGACCUGUUCAUGUGGACCAUUGCCACCAAGAGCAGGCUACAGUAACCAGACAGAGUGUGGUAUGCACUAUGCCGCCAAUGUAACAGAGACUGUACUCCAGGAUGCAUUUAUGUGCUUGUCCCAGAACAAGACAAUGCUUGCCACCCAAGCAGCUUUAAGUGUACAAAGCCAUCCUAUCUCUGAAGAGCUUCCUCGGACACGAACUUGCUCCUUUGAGCUUCCGAAAAUUGUUAUUGUUCAGAGUCCUGAUAAUCAUGAGGAAACAGCAGAAUGGCCAGAGACAAUGCCCUCCCACAAUAUUUCAGAUCAGGAGGACUCUUGGAAUAGUCCUCGACUGCUUGAGCACAGACCUGAGACUUGUGGUUUCCUGCCAGCAGGACACAACCCAAAACCUGUUGAACUGGCCCUGGCUUGUGCUGCUAAUGUCAUCGGAACCAUUUCCAGUCCCCAGAUGACUGAGCAGCUGACACUUGAACCAAGACCAGUAAAUGAGAUUGACGAGAAGAAGAACCACGAUGUUGACUACUCCGUUUCCUCUGCACUCUGUGGCAUGGCACAGUUAGCAGGGGCCUUUGCCGUUGUUGAUUUGGCUGAGGAGACUAGUUUGCAUGGUAAGAGAAGUGAUCCAGGGGAUAUAUACUGCCCAUCUGCUGGACUCCUUUCUGCAGCCCAGGCUUUCACUGCUGUCACCCUACACUGCAGUGUUGCUGAGGGGACCAGUAUUGAAGCAUCUCGCACAAGUAUUGCCAAGGUACUCAUCAGAGAGGCAUUAGGUGUACUCAGUAAACCAGAGGAUCAGAGUGUCAGGGACUUCCUGGAAUCUAUCAGCUGUAAAAUUGUGAAUGGAAUCACACAUCCUAAGAUCCCUUGUUCAGACAAAGAUGAGGUGGAGGAGUUUACGCAUGUGAUUGCAGAAGAUCUUUUUAAGUAUGCUUUGGAGAAAGCUAUGAAAAGGAGAGAACUCGAAGGCUCCGGCAAAGUUCCCAGUACAGAAGGCUUUCUGCUGGAGAGUGUGAGCAAAUUGUUAUUUGAUGUUCUUUGUAUCACAUCAAAGAAAGUCUGUGACAUUUCCAAAUCAAAUAAUAGGUCUGUUGAUAGACAAGAGGGUGAAGACAGUACCGGAGUAUUUGACGCUGUCACUGAUCCAGGCGGGAGGCUAUUUAGCCAAUUACAGAGUCUUACCACAUGUGGUCACCCAGAUAACAGAGAAAAUGAGAAUUUGUUUCAGUGCACAGAUUCAACAUUGAUUGUCAGUGAAACAAAUGAGGAGAAACAUGUAGAAGAAGAGCAGGCAACAGAUUUGCCAGACUCAUUCAGUACAGCAAGAUUUAAGUAUCAGACUACAGCUGCUUCUAUUAAAGACAGUUCAUACCUCCAAACUCAGAAUAGUUCAAAAGAGAAUGAUUUAACUGUGUUCUCUUCUGAUCUUAAGCAGUCUUCAACAGAAAUUUCAACCCAUAAUUGUACAAUGACUAGUACUGAGAAGCACAAAAGCAGAACAGUGAGAGACUGGGAACACAAGUCAUCUGCAUUGUCCCCUCAGGUGACCCCUCAACAAUCCUUGUCAGUAUCAGGGAUUGGAGUUAUGAUGAAGAUGGACACAGACUCUAGAUCACCAGUAUCUAACUUUGCAGAUGACCUGGCCACUACUGUGGUUUCCAUGGCUACAGAACUGGCAGCAAUUUGUCUGGAGAACUCAAGUGGAAAGCAACCCUGGUUCUGUGCCCUCAAAAAUGGGGUUGGUGAAGGUGCAGAAAGUUACUUACUACCUUGUCGCACAACAAUGAGGAGAAAAGAACCACAGUGUGGUUCAACAGCGACCAAAAAGCACCGACCACCAAGACUCAGUGAGAUCAAACGCAAGACAGAGGAACAACCAGAGCUGAUGGAGAGGCUGGUGAACCGAGUAGUGGAUGAGUCAGGGAUCCCAGAUGAGCCCACUGACCCAUUUGCUAAGUUUGCCUCGGAGGUCACUGCUAAGAUCAUGAACUGUCCUGAACUCAGUGUGGUAGAUACCUCCAAACCAGGUCAGCCUAGGAAUCGACUUCAAUGCACAGCUGGGGAGCGUUGGAGCCGGGGAAAGGCUGCAAGCUAUGAGAGUAUCCCAGAAGAGGAUGCUGACACAUCCAACUUGUCACACACUCUGGGCCCAGGAAGCCGACUAGGACAGAACUUGAGUCGGGGUAGUUCUAUUUCAAAGCAGUCGAGCUGUGAAAGCAUAACAGAUGAGUUUUCCAGGUUUAUGGUGAAUCAGAUGGAAAAUGAAGGUCGGGGCUUUGACCUGUUGCUAGACUAUUAUGCAGGAAAGAAUGCCAGCAGCAUUCUGAGUGCAGCCAUGCAACAGGUGGUCACAAAGAAGAAUGGCCAUCUAAAUGUGAGGUCUACUUGCCUCUCAAAACAGUCAAGUACAGAAAGCAUCACUGAGGAAUUCUAUAGGUUCAUGCUCAAGGAUAUGGACAAGGAGAAUAAAGACUAUAACUUGUCCAAAACAAAAGAAUGGAGCAACAGUCUCUUGCCUCCAUCUCCCAGGACGCCUUUUUGCUUCCGUCAGUCAUCUGUGCCAGAUCGCCGUUCAUCUGACUCGAGGCUCACUGUAAACUCCCCAAUCAAAGCUAACUCAUUUGAUGGCUUUGCCCGAAAUCUGCAUGGAGACACUCUUAAUAUCUACCCUACCAACACUGUGUCCACAACAGGCCUUUGUAAGUCAGACUCCUGCUUGUAUCAAAGGGGCCAAACAGACCAGAUUACAGAUAUACUCAUUCAUGAGACCUGGUCAAGCUCUAUUGAAUCCCUAAUGCGCAAGAACAAGAUCAUUGUGGACCUGGAGGACAGUGUGGACUUGGAUGUCCCAGGUGACCUACAACCACACGUUGAGCUGUUUGCCAACCGCCUGGCAGCUGAUAUUGUCGAAAGUGGAAAGUCAGUGCUUGGGGGCCCACAGGAGGCCUCGUCUGGACAGCAACCUCGUCCAGUGGGGGAGAGGAGAAGAGGCUUCAAACAAUCACGGCCAUGUUGGAGCAGCAACAGGAGUCAGGACCAGCCAUCUAAAACUAUGGGAAGGGACACUGCCUGCACAAGUUCCUCAUCACAACAGUCCAGGAAAGUGCCUCUCAUUCAGAUUGAGGGAGAUCACAGGGGCAUUUUAACAGAAGACACAAAGACUAAAGGCCAGCCCAGAGAGUUGCCCCAAGAAACCUCUACUCAGAAGAGCACUGAAUCAAUGAGCUGCUCCAGCAGUGAGAGUGACAGGGCCGCAGUGUCCACAGUAGGUGAACAGGAGCAGCUUGUUCUCAGUGCUAGCAGUGAGGAGAGCACGGGAAGUUGGUCCCACAUCGCACCCGAUGAAGACCCGCACGAGGAGACCAGUAGCUAUAUCCAACUAAGCGAGGGAAAUGGGAACAGCAGCGCAUCAAGUCUGGGCAUGGCAGACCUGGAAGCAUUCUCAGACAUUAUUACCCCAACCGCACUUGUCAGUAAAGAUGUUGAGAAGAAGGAUUCCCCGAAGAGCAGCCAAGAGAACAUAGAUGAGGGCACUUCUGGUCUGUCAGUAGGAUGCAACAGCAGUCACAGGGAGCUUCUGAUAAUGAACUUUGAUUUGGAUCCCGAUUCUGUGGACUCUGAGCUGCGAGCAACCUUGCAAUGGAUUGCUGCGUCUGAACUAGGUGUCCCAACCAUCUAUUUUAGGAAGUCUCAAGUAAAGAGGGUGGAUAAGUUUCUGGAGGUUGUGCAACUGGUGGCCCAAAAAGGGUGGAGGGUUGGUGACCUGUUUCAUGCUGUGGUGCAGUUCUAUAAACUACGAGAAGAGAAAGAAGACUCCAUAUCCAGCUUGUUCGACUGGCUGCUGGCCACAAAAUAGAUCCUGCACAUUCAUUGCAGUCCAAACCCAUCUUCUCUUCUCUCUUCUCUUCUCUUCUCUUCUCUUUUCUCUUCUCUUCUCUUCUCUUCUCUUCUCUUCUCUUCAGCCACCACCCCAUCACACCCACAAAUUGUUCCUGUCCUGUAGUGGAAGCCACUAAACCUGCUGAUGUUUGUGUUUCAGGAUACAAUUUGUCAUCAAUACUUAGAAUUUGUGACCUCACCUGGAAUCCAGCAGCACAAUCACCCUAAGCCAUCAUUUUCUGCCUUUCGGGUGAAUUGCACCCAGUUUAAAACAUAAAAGCAACGGCUUUCAGGAGCAAGAGACAUUAAUCCCUUUAAAAUAAGCAUGUUUCUCAGUUACACAUGAAAAGGAACAAAAAUAUAUAAUACAAAUAGCAACAUUUUAGGAUUAAAAAAACUAAAUGAUUUAAAACAAUUUAGCCUGCUAUUUUUACGGAUUAAAUUCUUCAAGUACUAGAUUACUUUUUCAUCUGAAACUCAGAUUACAUAGGUUUCAGCAGCCAUACCUAAUGCCCUGUUAUCUUGGGUUCCUGUAAGUUUAAAAUUGUGUUUAGUGGAAAAAGUGACUAGGGGAAAAAUAUAAUUCACAA
This is a messenger RNA of Scleropages formosus (Asian bonytongue), 5743 nucleotides long. RefSeq names its product SPHK1 interactor, AKAP domain containing (gene sphkap). Gene Ontology annotation, molecular function: protein kinase A binding. Bases 421 to 5130 code for a protein of 1569 amino acids. The record is from RefSeq and is a predicted model, not a curated record. The transcript has 13 exons. NCBI's taxonomy places the organism in Eukaryota, Metazoa, Chordata, Actinopteri, Osteoglossiformes, Osteoglossidae. Gene Ontology annotation, cellular component: cytoplasm; mitochondrion.